AUGAUAAGUUUACCUUUCGAUAAAUGGAAACUCAGCUUUUAUGAAUAUGAUUUUGAGAUCUAAUAUGAAGAACACUCUAACGAAAUUAGAUUAGUUGGAUUUAAGAUAUUAAACCUAUUGAUGACUUUUGCUGCACUUAUUGCACUUAUCAUUUUUGUAGUUCAGUAAUAACCAUCUGUUUUAAUAAUAAUGAUGGCUGCAGUAGUAUUUUGCUGUUUCGGGUUGUAUUUAUUAAGUCCAAAGUUAAAACCUCGUUUAAAAUUUGUGUUUUCGUGUAUGUAUAUUUGGAGUGUGUCAACAAAUGUUAUGAUAGCAAUGAGUGGAAAUAAUAUUCCGAAUUUCUUUUUUGGGUUUAAUACAUCUGCACUCCUAUUUGGAAUAUUGUAGUUUAGUGAUAAUAAACUAAAAAUAAUAUACACAAUAGUGACUCCUUUAAUUAUAAUUUUUCUAUUCGAGGUCUACACUACAAAUAACAUAUAAUUCAUUUUACAUUCUGGUGCUUGCAUGUCAUUUAUUAGUGUGUUAACAUAUAUGUUUGAAUAUACUUCAAGACUUGCUUUUUCGCUUAACUUAAUUGCCAACAAAUAAAAAGAAAUAAUUGAUGAAUUUGUAACUGAUUCUAUGUUUGCUAUAAGUUUGGAUGACAGAACAAGACAGUUUAAUCUUGAAUUCAAGAAUAAAGCCUUUGAAAGUCUCAAAAAUAUUAAAGAUUCAGAAUAAAUUCGAUAAUUUCUAAGAACAUCAUAUGUCUUGAAUAAUAUGAAUGAGAGCCAAAAGCUAAAUGAAAAAGCUUUGUCUAAAUUACAAAAACUUGAAGAAUUUUUUUUCAAAAAAAUAAGGAGCCCAGAAGGCUUUAUGAAUAAUGAAAAUCAAGACGAUGAGAUUGAGAUUAUUUAAUAAGACAAGAUUAAUGAAAAAUAUAAAUCGAUGAAGCUUAUUGUCAAAUUAUUUAAUUUUGGAAAACCAAUUUUAAUUGUUAUUAUCAAAACUGAACAAGUGCAUAAUUUAAUAGAAUCAUAUGAGAAGGAUAUUAUUGAAUACCAAUAAUAAAUUGUGGGUUAUUCGUAAGAAAUUCUUAAUAGUUAAGCCAAUAUCAAUUUAGAAAUUAAAAAAAUAAAACAGCAUUUCUCAAAAAAUAUUUAGGAUUAAAUGUUUCUGAAACUCUAAUGUCUCAAUCUAUAAAUUAUGAAUUAGGUAAGGAACUAUAUAAUAUAUUUUCAAUAAGAGAAAAUACAGCAACUAACUUAGAUUUAAUAUAUUUCUAACCUAAACUUAUAUCUUGAUACAAUCUAAUAAUAUCUAUCCACUAUUGCAGAAUAUUAUUCUGUUAAAUUCAUGUUGUAACAUCAAAUGGAAAUUUAACUUUCUCUUAAUAUCAACAUUAAAUUCUUAACAUAAAUUUCAAUCAAUUUAUUUUAGUAAAUUUUGAUGCAUUCAAUGAAGAAUUAAGUAAUUAGUUUAAAUAUUACUGAAGAAUUAUAAACAUCAACAAAACGAUAAACCUAAUAAUAAUAAGUGGAAAUAAAAAAGAAGGUUGAAGAUUUUUAAACACAAUCAAAAUAAUUAAUUGAUUUAAAAUCGAUUUCAUUUAUGUUCACUUUUUAUUCUUUGCAUCACAUUAAUUUACAACGGCUUUAAUCCUUUUCAAUGGAAUAAAAAACUGAUGUCAAUAAUUUUAAUCAUAUACCUGAAUAUGUCACUUGUUAUCUUUUAGAUUAGAUGGGGGCCAAAUAAUUUUGUAUAAAUUAAUCAAGCAGAGCUUAUAGAUACUGA
Molecule: messenger RNA, 1773 nt
Organism: Paramecium tetraurelia
Lineage: Eukaryota; Ciliophora; Oligohymenophorea; Peniculida; Parameciidae
Exons: 3
Source: RefSeq, a predicted model, not a curated record